Leptopilina heterotoma is the source of this 2300-nucleotide messenger RNA. RefSeq names its product eukaryotic translation initiation factor 3 subunit A. NCBI's taxonomy places the organism in Eukaryota, Metazoa, Arthropoda, Insecta, Hymenoptera, Figitidae. The record is from RefSeq and is a predicted model, not a curated record. The transcript has 5 exons. Bases 232 to 1377 code for a protein of 381 amino acids.
GCACAAAGUUUAAAUCAAACUAAACCGUGGGUGUCAGUCGUGUGUGCGUGUUUUAGCACUUGGACGGUAAUAAAAAAAAAAAAAAAAAAUUGGUACGCUAAUUUUAUUUUUUUUCCUCAAAAAAAAAAAGAACAAAAAAAUCGAAUGUUUCUUAUGAAACUAUAGUGAAAAUUGUGAAUUUGUGAUUCGAAGCGAUUUUUCAAUUGGGCGAAAUUUUUGGCUGUUGCUCAAAUGAUGUUUUACAACACGGUUGCAGUGCUGCUGCUUCUUUCACAAAGUGCAUCAGCAACUGAAUCAACAACACAUGUAAUCACUCCAACAGCUUCGCCGUCGGUAGCCAGUACGCUUGGCGCACUCUAUCGUCAAGCACGUUCGGACCAGUAUAAUUACGCCAGUAGAUAUAGCAAUGACAAUGCCCCACAGACUUCCGGCAUUGUUGGCAUUAGGUCGGAUGGAAUUGAACAUCGCGAUGCUGCUUACUAUGAAUCUCGUUGUAUCACCUGCGACCCCAACAAAUCUGCCACAGCGGAUCGAGGGAACUAUAAUUGGAGAUUGAGGCAAAGACCUAAAAACGAUUAUUACGAAGAUGAACCAGAGGAUCGAAGAUAUCGAGAUCGUUACGACUAUUAUGACAGAGCAAGAACUCAAAAUACGGAUUACGAUCGUUAUGAUCCAUAUCAAAGGAAUGAUUUGCUGCGGCCGCUUUACUAUAAUGAUAGGUAUGACACACCAAAUGAUCGUUAUGGAUAUUACGAUCGAGGAUCAGGAUCAGGAUCAGAUCGUCCAUACGACCCACGUCUUUUUUAUGAACGCCCCUAUGAACGUCCUUCUUACGAACGCAAUUACGAACGUGGAAAUGGCUACGACAAUUUAGAUACACGUUAUCCGUCUGAUGAUCGAAACGAUCGUUACAAUAUUAGACGACCAACAGACGAUGCUUACGAUAGCAGAUAUGAUAGAUAUUAUCGUUAUUAUAUGAGUAAAUACGAUCGCAAUGAUCCUUACGAGAGGAGUGGAUGGCGAAGACCAUAUGAUGACCGAUACGAUAGAUAUGGAGGUAGAGAUCCAGCGAAUUCCCGAGGCUACUACUCUUCCGGAAGUUGGUCACCAGGAUACGAUAGAGGAUAUGCCAGUGGUUGGAACUACUCCGGAAGCCGAGAUAGCUGGCGAGAUAGUAACCGAGAUCGUGAUCGUGACCGAGAAGGGUUCUAUCGACCCAGAGAUUAUUUUUAUGACAGCACUGCAGCACCAGGAGGAUCUCGAGGUACCAGCUAUAUCUAUGAUCGACCAGAAUCAUCAACGAAACCAGAUUCAAGUGAUCGUGACAAACCGACAAGUUCGCCACUAACGCAAGAUAACAAAAAUUACAAAGAUUAAAAUGAACUUGUUGCACUAGUUACUUCAAGAGCAAUUUUUUUUUCUUGUCUGUAAAAAUUUUUCCAAAUUCCAAAUGUAGUACAAUUUAAUAUUUUCACUAUGAGUGCAUGCAUAAUUACAUUUUCUUUUCGUUAUAAAGUUUUAAAUAAUACUGACAAGCUCAACGAAAAAAAAGACAAUUAUUUAUCACUGCCGUACUUAAUUUUUCAUACUCUCCACGAGAAAAAACAGUAUUAACCCAAAAAAGGGAAAAUUCAGUAAUAAUUCCAGAAAUAGAGAUAAUAAAUAAAACUCUCAAAUAAGUUCAAGAUUUAUUUUUUAAUAUCAUUUCAUAAAUUUCAGGUCCGUCAAUUUUUAAAACUGUGAAAUAUAAGUGUUCGCUUCAAUAGAUACGACAGGUGACGGAUUACAAUUUUUUUUUUACAUUUUAUUUACUGGAAAAUGGGAAAAUAGCAUCGAGAGUUAAAAUUUAAAACAAAUUUUUUAUCAUAUUAAAUGCCGAAAUGCACAAAGUUAGUUUUUAUUUUUUGAAUACUCGCUUAUUUGUAUAAUAAAUCGAUUCUCCGUGAUUUGGAGAUUCUGCCUGACCAAAACCUCGCUUAUCUACUGAAGCGGACUAUACAUAGAUUUGGUCAGACGGUAUCAUUCUCUGAUCUCUACGCGUUUAUUUUCAUUAACUCAGUUAUUCAUGACACAUUUGCGCAAUUACUGUAAUUUAUAAUAUUAAUCGUAGAAACUAGUAAUUUAGUUUUAUACACUCGAUUCAAUUACGUUAAGCGUUAGUUUAUAAUUGAUAAUAAAUAAAUAAGGUUAAUUUCACAUUUGUCUGAUGACUUCAAAAUGUUUUUGUAAAAUCAACAUUUUUAUAAUAAUAUUUCACAUAUACAUAUUGUAGCAUUUACAUUUUCUAUGUAAUUUUACUA